AUGGACGCCAAGUCUCCGUACAACUACUACUACUACUACUCUCCGAGUAUCGCAAUCAUCUUUGCGGCAUGUCUUUUGAUAAGCCGCGUCGUCUAUGCCCUCUUCUUCUCCUCCUAUUGCCAUAUUCCCGGCCCAAGAAUAUGCAAAGUUACCCGUCUUUGGGUAGACCUGUAUGACAUUUUUCUACGACGCAACCAGCAGAUUUACAAGUGGCAUCAAGAAUAUGGCCCCGUCAUUCUCAUUGCUCCGGGACAAGUUUCCGUGUCCAGCGCAGCUUCGACCAAGAUGAUAUACCGCGCAGGGACGCAGCACCCAAAGAGCUCCUUCUUCAACAACUUUACCCUGUACGGCGAGCGAACAAUCUUUACCGCGCUUGGCUGCAUGGAGCACCGCGCCAUGCGAAAGACGACGUUUGCAUUCUACCAGCCAACCACGGUCUACAGCGACGCCGUGAUGCUGCCUCUUCGUCGGCGCGUCCGCCGCUUUGUGGAUGAAUUGAGCAAUAGUGCGCAUGCGGAAUCGACCGUUGUUGGUGCCGACAUCUUCAAGCUCACCAAUUCGUACGCCUUUGACAACAUUACCUCGCUCGUCUACGGCCCGAGCCACACUUCUCAGUCGCUGGAUUCUGAAAAGGAGAAGCAAACGAUUCUGCAAGACUGGGCCGAGUGCGAGAUUUGGAACAAUCUACUCUACGCUUUUCCCCUUGCUCACAGGUUUAUCAAGUUUGCCAUGACCCAUCUCAAGAAUCCUCACUUCUUGCACGCCGAGCAGAGACUGUUCGAGUGGAACAUGGAGCGACUCGACUCGACUUUGAGAGACAUUGAUACAGCUGCUACAGGCGAGUCGCUCGUCGGGCGGCUGCUCAAGGACGAAAAGGGCAGCAGCAAUGCUCCCCGCAAGACUCUUGUCGCCGCAGAGUGUCUGGACAAUAUCCAUGCUGCUCAGACGACAGUCUCGCUAGCGCUUACAUAUACCAUUUGGCUCUUGGCCGUGCACCGCAGCUGGCAGCGCGAGGUCAGAAACGAGCUGCAAGCCUUGCCUUUGGAGCGAGACGGCCUGCCUUGUUUUGACGCCAUCAGGAAGAAGGCACCGGUGCUGGAGGCUUGUCUUUGCGAGUCCCUCCGGACAAGGCCGCUUUCUAGCGGCCGAGCAGAGAGAAUUGUGCCGGAAACGAAUUUAUACGACGACGUCAUGAUUCCAGCAGGGACCAUCAUUUCAACCUCUACGAUAGCGAUUCAGCAUAACCCUCACGUCUUUCAAAACCCUCACUUCUACGACCCCGGUCGUUGGCUGCGAGCAGACAAGGACGAGCUGCGCGCCAUGGAAAGCUGUUACAUUCCGUUUGGAUACGGCGCGCGCUUGUGCCUAGGAAAAGCGUUUGCCGUGGCCGAGAUUAAACUUUUGCUGGCAUGCCUGCUGCUGAAUUUUGACAUUUACGAGAAUGAGCAGUCUGGCACAAACGCGACGACAAUGGGCCAAUUGGGCACGGAGAAUGCACUACCGCGGGGACUGCGCUGUGACGUGCUCUUUCGGAGAUUACAAAAAGUGUGA
This is a messenger RNA of Beauveria bassiana ARSEF 2860, 1551 nucleotides long. Its product is annotated as Cytochrome P450 CYP625A1. Gene Ontology annotation, molecular function: monooxygenase activity; oxidoreductase activity, acting on paired donors, with incorporation or reduction of molecular oxygen; iron ion binding. The transcript has 2 exons. Bases 1 to 1551 code for a protein of 516 amino acids. Lineage: Eukaryota; Fungi; Ascomycota; Sordariomycetes; Hypocreales; Cordycipitaceae. The record is from RefSeq and is a predicted model, not a curated record.